Molecule: messenger RNA, 1296 nt
Organism: Mus caroli (Ryukyu mouse)
Lineage: Eukaryota; Metazoa; Chordata; Mammalia; Rodentia; Muridae
Product: putative beta-1,3-galactosyl-O-glycosyl-glycoprotein beta-1,6-N-acetylglucosaminyltransferase 7
Cellular component (GO): membrane
Molecular function (GO): acetylglucosaminyltransferase activity
Source: RefSeq, a predicted model, not a curated record
AUGAGCCAGCUCCGGACCACAAAGGCUGGGCUGGUGGCAUGUGGCAUGAUUUGCGCCUUCAUCUUUCUUUACUUGAGAAACCCAGGUCCUGAGGAGGCUGAGGCUGAGGCUGAGCCCACCAACCCAGCUGUGGUGGAAUGUGGCUUCUAUCCAGAUGAACUGUGCUUGGCUUUAUUUGAGGGGAAAAAGGCAGCCCCCCAAAUCGCUCAAUUCUGCAAACCCCCUCAGAACUCUGAAGUACCUGCUCAUUUGCGCACACCUGGGAACUGCUCCAGGAUGGCCCAGGGGCUGCGCUUCAUAACCAGACCCCUGUCUGCACAAGAGGGGAACUUCUCAUUGGCCUAUGUUAUACAUGCUCCUAGGGAGCUAGUCAUGUUUGUGCGGCUUCUCAGAGCGAUUUAUGCACCUCAGAAUGUCUACUGUAUCCACAUUGAUGAAAAUGCCCCAAAGAAGUUUAAGAGUGCCAUGCAAACCUUCCUCGACUGUUUUGGAAAUGUCUUUCUUUCAUCAAAGACACAGAAGGUGGCUCAUGACAACCUCAGGAGGCUGCAGGCAGAGAUUGACUGCAUGAAGGACCUGGUCCACUUCCCAUUUCAAUGGCACUAUGUCAUGAAUCUCUGUGGACAGGAAUUCCCCAUCAAAACCAACAAAGAAAUCAUCUACUACAUCAGAACCAGGUGGAAGGGUAAAAACAUCACGCCUGGGGUGACCCCACCCGCAAACUCCAAAUCCAAGACAGGCCAAGGCCCUCCAAAGCCCAGCCCCGAUGAAAACAGCUACACAUCUCCAAAUACAAUUUUCAAACAAAGCCCACCCCACAAUCUAACAAUUUCCUCUGGAAGUGCGCACUAUGCACUUACGAGGAAGUUUGUAGAGUUCGUCCUAACUGACCCCCGUGCAAAAGACAUGCUGCAGUGGUCCAAAGCCAUCCAAAGCCCGGAGAAGCACUACUGGGUGACCCUGAACCGACUGAAAGAUGCUCCAGGUGCCACACCAGAUGCUGGAUGGGAAGGACACAUUCGGGCCACGAAGUGGAGAACAGAGGCAGGAGAUGGUCGCAAGGGGUGCUCAGACCACGAUGCCCAAGACACUUGUGUGUAUGGCCUGGGAGACCUGCCUUGGCUCAUCCAGCUGCCAGCUUUCUUUGCCACGCUGGAGCCCUCCUCAGACCCACUGGUGGGGGUAUGCCUAGAGAGGCGGCACCGACUCAGAGCCCUACAGCAGGCUGAGGUCCCUCCAGAGCCACACUGGCAGUUUCCCCAGCAAAGCCACUUCAACAGUCAACCUCACCACUAA